AUGUGGCUCAUUGACGUCGAGACGCUGCAGACGGAAGAGUUCUUUGGCAAAAUCCCUCAGUAUGCCAUACUCUCUCAUACAUGGCACGGCACGGAUGAAGUCACUUUCAGGGAAUGGGAACAGCGGGACUCAGCUGCGAUCCAGUCAAAGUCGGGUUACACCAAAAUCCUCAACGCCUGCCAUCAGACACAGAAAGAGGGUCUGAGGUACCUGUGGGUUGACACGAAUUGCAUCAACAAGGAGAGUUCCGCAGAGCUUUCUGAGGCAAUCAACUCCAUGUUCGCCUGGUACCGAGACGCCCAAGUUUGCUUUGCAUUUCUAGACGAUGUUCAAUUCGGCCCACCAUUUUACUACACCUCCUCUGACCUGUCGGAUAGUCGCUGGUUCACCCGUGGUUGGACUCUCCAAGAGCUACUUGGCCCGACUCGACUCAUAUUCUUUGACUGCAACUGGAAGUCACUAGGGACCCGCAGUUGGUUGUCCCGACGUAUCUCAACUGCGACAAACAUAGACGAAUUUUAUCUUGCAUCGGUGGUGAUAGAAAAGCCCAGUAUAUCGGAAAAGAUGUCAUGGCUAUCCACAAGAAAAACAACGAGAGUCGAGGACUUGGCCUACUGUAUGUUGGGUAUUUUCGACUUGAACAUGCCUCUUCUAUACGGCGAGGGUAUGAAAGCUUUUGCUCGGUUACAAGAAGAGAUCAUCAAAGGAUCUAAUGACCAGACAAUAUUUUGUUGGCCUUGGGAUAAAAACAUUGUUCCGUUGAACUGGGGCAGCUUGCUUGCGCCCGAGCCAUCACUCUUCAAGGACGGGCGUCUUUAUGGAUCAACAUCGACCGUUCAUUGGUCGCCGUGGUCGAAGACAACAUCGUACGUCAUGACGAACGCCGGUUUACGCAUCAGAUUUCCUACGCUGAGGCUGGGUGGCGGAAUAGAGCUGGCCAUUCUCACUGCUCACCACAACAAACACUUCCUACAGAGUCGAGUUUGUAUCACUUUGAAGACAAUCCUUCCGCAUGGAGAGACAACCAAAAGCGUCGUGGAUGAUUCCGCCACAAUAGCGCAGAGAUUUCCGAUACCACCGGACCUAGUCGUCCUCAACGAACUAGACGCAUUAUCUAUUUCGGCCUCCGCGCUCAAGGAAAUUUGCAUUCGCCCGUUACCGAAUCUCAAUGUAGACUUAGACGCGGCUCUGCGAGGCUGGGAACUGGGAAUAUCUCGGUCAAGGGUGAGCGCAUCGGCAAUCUUACUUAUCUUUGACGAUGCUGUUGGCUGUGACUUGUUUGGAGCUUUCCCGAUCGGAGGCACAUCGCAGCUACGGCUCGAGCCACUCUCCAGGAACUUGUUUCCUGUGGCACCCUCUGAUACAUCGUCUACCAGUGCUACAGAGUUUUACUUCAUCCAAGCUAGCGGAGCACAUCUAGCCAGCCUGGUUGUGGGAAUUCACAGACGAAGCGAAAAUACAUAUUUCCCUGGCAUUCUGGACGUGCCUGACUGGUUUUGUUAUUUCAAAGAGCAUGAGAGACAUUUUCCCUCAAUGUAUGACCGAUCCACAUCAGCCGUGACCCCUGAUGGGCGUAUAUCGGUACGACUGGAUUGGAGCGUGUUCAAAACUGACGGCUUUGUGAUUAAACCGGUCUAUGUCUUGCCAGGAAAAAUGCCUUUCAGAUAUUGA
Colletotrichum siamense is the source of this 1671-nucleotide messenger RNA. RefSeq names its product Vegetative incompatibility protein HET-E-1. The transcript is spliced from 3 exons. Lineage: Eukaryota; Fungi; Ascomycota; Sordariomycetes; Glomerellales; Glomerellaceae. The record is from RefSeq and is a predicted model, not a curated record. Bases 1 to 1671 code for a protein of 556 amino acids.